Messenger RNA from Musca domestica (house fly), 1532 nucleotides. RefSeq names its product mitochondrial inner membrane protein OXA1L (gene OXA1L). Gene Ontology annotation, biological process: protein insertion into mitochondrial inner membrane from matrix; mitochondrial respiratory chain complex IV assembly. Gene Ontology annotation, cellular component: mitochondrial inner membrane. The transcript has 4 exons. The coding region runs from base 137 to 1429 and encodes 430 amino acids. The record is from RefSeq and is a predicted model, not a curated record. Gene Ontology annotation, molecular function: membrane insertase activity. NCBI's taxonomy places the organism in Eukaryota, Metazoa, Arthropoda, Insecta, Diptera, Muscidae.
GGGCAAAUCAUAUGUUUUCACAUGACAUUUCUCUCUAUAAAAACAGAACUUUGCAACUCCUGCGUUCUGUGUGUUCUGUUCAAAGUUAGAAAAUACUUUUCCUAACAUUUAUUAAUUAAAGUCAGGACGCCCAGCCAUGAUUUUCCAACGAAUUCACAUGUUGCGCCACACAAGUGGCCUCAAGCAUUUAAAUUUACAUAGUAAGUUUACAUCACCCACUGCGUCUUCGUUAUAUUCAAACUCGAGAGAUUUCCAUGUGGAUAUAAGUGGAAACAAAAAAUGGCAACAAUCUCACACAACCAAGUUACCAAUGAUGGCAUUGUCCAUGCCAACAUUAGGUGUCCGAUUUGCCAGUGCAGAAGCAGCAAGUGAGACGACUGGAAAGACUAUCGUUAAUUUGGCUGAUAUUCCAGCUGCACCAGCAGUUCCAGAAAAUGUCGGCGAAUUGGCUGGUCCUGUUCUAAAUGCUUUGGGUGAACCUUCAUUCGCUUCAAUUGGUUUGGGAGGUUGGUCACCGGUUGGUCUAGUGCAAAAUUGUAUGGAGUUCUUGCAUGUCACUUGGGAUUUGCCUUGGUGGGGCGCUAUUGCAAUUGGCACUGUUGUAGUACGUACCAUAAUUUUCCCCUUGGUCAUUAUGGCUCAACGCAAUGCUGCCAAAAUGAACAAUAAUAUGCCGCAAAUGCAGUUGUUGCAAAUGAAAAUGACCGAAGCUCGACAAUCUGGCAAUGCCAUCGAUUCCGCACGCUAUGCCCAGGAAAUGAUGGCAUUCAUGAAGGAGAAAGAGUUAAAUCCGUUGAAGAAUCUUAUUGUCCCUUUGGCUCAAGCACCUCUUUUCAUUUCAUUCUUUAUGGGCUUGAGAGGAAUGGCAAAUGCGCCAGUAGAAUCAAUGAGAGAUGGUGGUCUCUUCUGGUUUACUGAUUUAACAAUUGCAGAUCCUACAUUUAUGUUACCCGUCAUAACAAGUUUAACCCUGCUUCUAACCGUCGAAAUUGGUACAGAUAGUGCCAGAUUAUCGGCACAGAAUAUGGGCAUGAUGAAAUAUGUUUUGCGCGCUUUGCCACUUGUAAUUUUCCCCUUUACAAUGAAUUUCCCGGCAGCUAUUUUGACAUAUUGGGCAUGCAGCAAUUUCAUUUCAUUGGGACAGGUUGCUGUUUUGAAAAUACCUGCAGUGAGAGAGUACUUUAAAAUCGACAAAAUGAUAACACACAAAGCCGAAAACUUGCCAGUCAAGAAAAAGAAGUUUGUAGAAGGCAUGAAAGAUUCAUGGCAAAAUAUGAAGAUUACCAAAGAAUUGGAGGAACGUUCACGAUUGGAUGAGAUUCGUUUUGCUAAAGCCGGCAGAGGACCUUUGGUAAAAACCUAUAAAUAUGAUCCCACAAAACCACGACCAGCUACGAGCAUACAAGCACAAGCUAAAAAGAGUAGUUAAGACCAGAAUAUAGACAUUUAUGGAGAAAUUGCUUCUGUAAAUAUGGAAUAAGUUGUUGUAUUAAGUUUUUAUUAGAAAUAAAACAAAACUAUAAAAAAAGUAA